Molecule: messenger RNA, 801 nt
Organism: Carlito syrichta (Philippine tarsier)
Lineage: Eukaryota; Metazoa; Chordata; Mammalia; Primates; Tarsiidae
Gene: INMT
Product: indolethylamine N-methyltransferase
Exons: 3
Cellular component (GO): cytosol
Molecular function (GO): amine N-methyltransferase activity; N-methyltransferase activity
Source: RefSeq, a predicted model, not a curated record
AUGGAGGGUAGCUUCACUGGGGGCAAUAAGUGCCAGAAGCACUUUCUGCCCAGGAACUACUUAACUACCUACUACAGCUUUGAUGGUGGCCCCUCGCCUGAGGCUGAGAUGCUUAAGUUUAGCUUGGAGUGUCUCCACAAGACCUUCGGCCCUGGUGAGAUGCCUCCAUGGGACAUGCUUAUCGACAUUGGCUCAGGUCUUACCAUCUACCAAGUUCUUACCACCUACGAGUCCUUCAGAGACAUCACUCUCUCUGACUUCACGGACCGCAAACGGGAGGAGCUGGAGAAGUGGCUGAGGAAGGAGCCGGGGGCCUACGACUGGACCCCGGCCUUGAAAUUCGCCUGUGACCUGGAGGGGGACAGAUAGGGUGGCUGCUGGCAGGAGAAGGAGGAGAGGCUGAGGGCUGUGGUGAAGCAGGUGCUCAAAUGCGAUGUCCACCUGGGCUACCCGCUGGCCCUGGCCACGUUGCCCCCUGCCGACUGCGUGCUCACCUUCCUGGCCAUGGAGCGCGCCUGCUCUAGCCUGGAUGUCUACCACGCUGCACUGUGCAACCUCGCUUUGCUGCUCAAGCCGGGUGGCCACCUGGUGAUCAUGGUCACCCUCCAGGUGACAUCCUACAUGGUGGGGAAGCAUCAGUUCUCCUGUGUGUCCCUGCAGAAGGAGGAUGUGGAACAGGCUGUUCUGGACGCGGGCUUUGACCUCGAGCUGCUCCUGCACAGCCCCAAGAGCUACUCCGCCAUCAGCGCUGCCAACACUGGGGUCUGCUUCAUUGUGGCCCUCAAAAGGCCUGGGACCUGA